Messenger RNA from Ustilago hordei, 2097 nucleotides. RefSeq lists its product as uncharacterized. Gene Ontology annotation, cellular component: peroxisomal membrane. Gene Ontology annotation, biological process: peroxisome organization. The record is from RefSeq and is a predicted model, not a curated record. Bases 1 to 2097 code for a protein of 698 amino acids. Lineage: Eukaryota; Fungi; Basidiomycota; Ustilaginomycetes; Ustilaginales; Ustilaginaceae. The transcript has a single exon.
AUGUCGACCUCAACCACGACCACUCCGGUUAACAAGGAGCCAACUAACUCCUCUCCACCCUCCGCAUCUCUCUCCUCGACCUUCGAACCCUUAUCCUCUAGCGAGAUUCUAGAACGAGUGCCUAGUCCAGUCGUCCGGCUUGCAGCUGCAUUGGCUCCUUUCAUUCACGCUCUCAACCGUCUUCUAAGCUUGGCGACAUGGACAGGCGGCAAGAACUCCAAUUCAGGAUCGAUGCUCUUGCUUGUUUCCUUCUGGCUCGUCUGCGCUUUUGGGUAUGAGCUGCUGCGGUAUGCUCCUCAGGCGGUCAUCUUGGCUUGGAUAGGGUAUGCCCGGGUUAGAAGGCAGUUGGCGUUUGCUAAACCUCGUCAGCAUUCGUCUGUAAUGCUUUUGCACAAACAAGAUCUCGUUUCCGCUGCAACUCUCAAUGCAACGCUGCUCGAGCUGUGCCAGUUGGCAGACUUCUUUUCGAGUCUCAGGCGCAACCUGCUCGUCCCAGCAGUACAGUUGCUUUCGUGGGACCCUAGUCCGAUGAGCACCAAAGCUGUUGCUGCGUUCUUGAUCUUCACUUGGCCAAUUUGGUUGCUCGCUUUCCUGCCGUUGAGGGAGAGCGGUUUUCCUAGCUUGGUGCUGCCAGUAUCAGGUGCUGCCAUCCUGGCUUCUGUUUCCAGCUGGGCUGUAUUCUUCUGGCACCUUUUCUUGCGACUUGUAGGUGAACGGAAUGUUGCGACAUUUCACUCCAAAGCAGCUCCCAUCUACAUCCAGUACGAUCGCUUCUCUCACCUUCUAGCCAAAACACCACUUGCGAUCAUCUACUCCCACCUUGCAGCCCUAGCCUCCCGUGUCCGAUGGGAGCAAUGGACAGACUUCAACCUCACCUUGCUCCCGCCUUACCCGAUCGGAGCGCUCACCGUUCGCAGUCUCGUUUGCUUCGUGGGCACGCUUGCCCUCACGUGGUGCUCUCCCUGGUGUGCGCUUUUCAGGCAAGCUGUGUGGAAGAGUGCAACGAUUCGUCGUCUUGUUAGGGGAACUGGCCGCCUGUUGAGUGGUCAGAGCGCACCGGGGGAUGCAUACGGAAAGGGUAAUUUGGACGAUGAAUGGGCUCAUGGCCUCUAUCACGAAGAUGGAUCACCUUUGCCUCCAGCUGCUUCUCUCAAUCCCGCUGCUGCUGGUAAGAAGGUCGAUGCUAAAGGCAAAGGUGCCAAGGAGAAUGAGGAGAAAGUCGUUCGACACCAAGACGUUAUCUAUCAAUUCUCCAUCUUCGAGAAUCAGCGAUGGUGGGUGGGCCUUGAUUGGACAGCUGCCCUCUUGCCACAAGAACGUCCUUCUUGGUCUGACGAGAGCAAUAACCCCGUUUCUCCCCCCUCAUCCUUCAGUUUGCCCGCAACCAAAAUCUUGCUCACCCCCUCACCCACGCCUCAAGAGGCCAAAGCAUUCACCAGAAGAACAAUCAAAUGGCAGUGGCUGGAUGCAGAGUGGUCCAUUGCCGGCGUUUCAUGCCGUGGUUGCUACCCAAGCUCAACCGUGUAUCGGGCAAGUGCGAAAGAGGCAGCUACCAAACCAACCAAUGCUGUUGGCGAUAAAGAUGCGCUUACUGCCGCCAAACAAGGUUACCUAGGCGAUGCGCUUAAUCGUAUCAGGGCUCGUACCUCGGGUGAUGCUGGGCCAGAGAAGUUGGCCGAGGAGGAUAGCGUGGUGGCUGAUGUUGCAACUACCGCGCAUAGGUGCGGUAAGGAAGAAAGAGAGGAAGAAUGGGAUGUUGAUCGCGACGGAUGGCAGUAUGGUGAUAAUGCCUGGGAGAAGAUGAGUAAGAAGAGUCGGAUGGGAAGGUAUACUAGGAGGAGGAAAUGGGUUAGGAGAGCAGUCCUCGUCGAACUUGUCCAGUAUGGCAUUCAUCAUCCGACUCCCGCGAGCCCCUUGUCUUCGUCUUCGGGUAAUGCAGUGGAAGGAGAACAGGAGGAGGCAAAGUUGCAGCUAGGCAAUGUGGCAAGUGAUGAGAGUAACCUGGACCUCGUGCAUUCCGCUGUCAUUCCGGAAGUGGAUGAUGAUCUUGUCAUUGCUGCCGUGCGUCGUGAAGGGGAGCAGGGAGAGCCGGCUUGA